Messenger RNA from Suillus plorans, 696 nucleotides. RefSeq lists its product as uncharacterized. The record is from RefSeq and is a predicted model, not a curated record. The transcript has 2 exons. NCBI's taxonomy places the organism in Eukaryota, Fungi, Basidiomycota, Agaricomycetes, Boletales, Suillaceae. The coding region runs from base 1 to 696 and encodes 231 amino acids.
AUGGGACAGCAUACCGAGGGCAAGGGCAAUACCAAGGUUGAGGCCCAGGUCAAGACUGAGGUCGAAGCCCCAAUAAACAUACGCUCAAAGAUCAAGAAAGGAAAGGCCAAAAAUUCAAACUUACCUUCCGGAUGCCUCGAAAAUGGAUUAUGGCGCACGAAGUUCCUUCCAUGCCUGAUGUUCUGGGUUGGCAACAGUGACUAUGGAUGGUCCAUACCGGAGAAUGAACUUGUGUAUGUUCUCGAGAACAUAUUUAACGCGGUAUAUGAUUCGCGUAAACGAGGACCUUGUGAUUUUGACGUCGAUGGCUUUCCAUUUCAACUGGCAAGCCAACGCAUUCACAAGUGGCGGGCUGCAUUCGGUUCAACAGCUGUCAGUGUUCUGAUGGCAUUCUUUGCUUCAACGCCAGAAUAUGAGACUCAGGAAGCUCGUGAGGAAUAUGCUGAGUAUCAGCUUCAAGACUGUCGCUUCGUGUAUGACGAUCCCGAUAAUGACGAGCAGCCAGGCGCAUUUUUGUCCGAGUACAUUUUGCGCAUUUUUGCUGCCCACCUCACCGCAAUCUCUGGCAAAGUGAGGGUGGAUGCACUCGUCGAAUUUGGCAAGCCUGGUUACCUUACUGCACUCGCGCUAUCGGCUGUGUCAGUAAGUCUCCAUUUUAUUUUCUCUUUCUUUGCUUCCAUUAAACUUGAAUGCUGA